Molecule: messenger RNA, 712 nt
Organism: Eurytemora carolleeae
Lineage: Eukaryota; Metazoa; Arthropoda; Copepoda; Calanoida; Temoridae
Source: RefSeq, a predicted model, not a curated record
AAAUGUAGAUGGUUCCAAAUCAAAAACAAAAUGUAUAGUUUUCAGUAACCAUGUCAUGUUUAUCGUCCACCGUUAAUGCUUAUGACACCGUUCAUGCUGUUCAUGCUCCUCCUCCCAGACAGCACAGCUGGCCACAACAUUCUCAACUCACUCCUAGUCCUCUACCCUGCCGUUCACAGACUCCAGCUGCACCUUCCCACCGGCCAGAAUUGGCCUCCUUCUGUUGGCUCACAUCAAGUUCAGUUCAAAGGUCGUCGUUGUCAAGCUCCCUGCUCAUAGUCAGUAAACUAGAGCACCGGCAGGUGGAUGCAUUUUCCCUGCCUGCUGGUUCAAGACAUUCCUCACUCAUCUUUCUCCAGGAUGAGUUGUCUGGCCGCCAUUUCCUAGUUGGUACUGGGGCUUCAGUAUCACUAGUACAUGCUACAACCUCCUCUACAGCUUCCAGUGAAAGGUUACUUACGGCAGACGGUUAUACAGUUUCUAGCUCAGGUUCCAGGAUUAUUCCUUUACAUUUUGGUUCCUGGAAUUGUGCCUGGUUAUUUCAUUUAUCUCCAGUCUCUGUUCCAAUCUUGGGAGCAGAUUUCCUCCAGCAUCUUGUAAAGAGUCAGAAGGUGUUUUCCAGCUCCUCCUCUGAUGGUUCUGUGAUUAGUUUGCCUUCAUCUCCGCCUUCUACAUCCUCUACUCUGCAUUCUGCUUUUCUCUGAUUUUUUGG